This is a messenger RNA of Hyaloperonospora brassicae, 621 nucleotides long. NCBI's taxonomy places the organism in Eukaryota, Oomycota, Peronosporomycetes, Peronosporales, Peronosporaceae. The record is from the annotation of a GenBank genome assembly.
AUGGUCGUGCAAUACUUCCGUUCGGCUCUGCGGGUAGACCAGGUCCUGCUUGGCGAUUGGGCGUCCAUCAGCCUGACGCUGGACGUGUUCAAGCUACCACAUACGCUCGCGGGUGUGCGUUUGCUUCUGGAGAAGUGGAUCAACAUUAUAAAGCCCGAGUACUUCAUGGCUAGCGUGCCCAUUUCCUUCGAGUACUCGGAUGAGAAUGCGCCUGCUUCUGCUGGUACAAAUGAGCUGCCUGAUGGUGCGGAAAUGCUGCUCCAAGUGCUGCUGCCGCUGGCUGAAGAGAAGAAGCUGCCGAUUGCGCUAAAGUUUGACAGCCCGAGCAACGUGGAUAUUUUGAUCGAGCUGUGCCGUAACUUCCCCAAAGUAAAGUUCCUGGCCACGUUUCUCUCGCGUGUGAACCAGCACGAAGUGACCGUGGCGGCCAACAAGUUACGGAUCAUACAUCUGUAUGACUACUGGUGGUACUGCAACAACCCGUCGAUCAUUGAAGAGCUCACGCAGAUGCGUAUCGAGAUCCUGCACAGCGUUCACGAGCCAGCACUCGGACGCGCGUGUACUGGACGAGCUCAUUUACCAGUGGAGUUACUCUUGUUAUGGGCUGAGCCCGUUACAUAA